Molecule: messenger RNA, 1142 nt
Organism: Coregonus clupeaformis (lake whitefish)
Lineage: Eukaryota; Metazoa; Chordata; Actinopteri; Salmoniformes; Salmonidae
Product: 2-hydroxyacyl-CoA lyase 1-like
Exons: 9
Coding region: 70-657 (195 amino acids)
Biological process (GO): fatty acid alpha-oxidation
Cellular component (GO): peroxisome
Molecular function (GO): magnesium ion binding; thiamine pyrophosphate binding
Source: RefSeq, a predicted model, not a curated record
CUGUUCCUCUCCAGUCCAGGUGCAUGUCUGGUUGUGUCUGGACCGGGACUCAUCCAUUCACUUGGUGGAAUGGCCAACGCUAACAUGAACUGCUGGCCUGUGAUUGUUAUUGGAGGCUCCUCUGAUCAAAACCAAGAGACCACUGGGGCGUUUCAAGAGUUUCCACAGGUGGAGGCAUGCAGAUUGUACAGUAAGUUCUCUGCUAGGUCUAGCAGUCUGGAUAUGAUCUCCUCAGUGGUAGAGAAGGCAGCACGCACUAGCAUGUAUGGACGUCCAGGUGCUGUAUACGUAGACAUAUCUGGGGACAUGGUCAAUGCUAAAUUGGACAGGAGCAGAGCCAGAGAGGUGCCCUGUAGUCCACCUCCUCCUGUGAGUAUGGCUGACCAUAUGGCGAUCACAGAAGCACUGGCGGUCCUGAAAGGAGCCAAACGGCCUUUACUCAUCAUUGGCAAAUGUGCAGCCCAUGGAAGAGCAGAGGGGGCUCUGAAGGAGCUGGUGGAGGGGUGUGACCUGCCCUUCCUGCCCACCCCCAUGGGUAAAGGGGUGCUGCCUGACAAUCACCCCAACUGUGUUGCUGCUGCCCGCUCCAGCUCCUGGAGUACGUUCACAAAGAUGGCUGGAAGUAUCCAGCUGAUACAGAAUGGUGGACCACGUUGAAAGAGAAGAUGGUUGCUAACGCAACAAUGACAAAGGAGCCAGAGUAAAUGCCAAAGACAACAAGUGGCUCACUCCUCUGCACCGGGCCGUGGCUUCCUGCAGUGAGGAGGCUGUCCAGGUGUUAUUGAAACACUCUGCUGAUGUGAACGCCAGGGACAAGAACUGGCAAACGCCGCUCCACAUCGCUGCGGCCAAUAAGGCAGUCCGCUGUGCUGAGGCCCUGGUCCCUCUCCUCAGCAACGUGAACGUGUCAGACCGGGCCGGGCGCACGGCGCUGCACCAUGCAGCCUUCAGUGGACACCAGGAGGUUAGCAAUUAGCAUGGACAUGAUUACACACUGUAGUCUACACUUUAUACCUGUCCUAUCCCCACGUUGAGCUUACUGUGCAUCCGAUUACUUACAAUGGUUGUAUGUAGGGCUGUGACGGUAAUUGGAUAACCGUGACAUUGACGGUUUUGGAUGAAGAACGCCAUGAAAAUAAAAU